AUGACAGGCCAUUUAGAUGAAGUUGAUCGUGAAUUCAUCAAAAGUCUGUUUCCGGAAUACUUGUUAGAGCAACCUGUGGCAUAUGAUCUGUUGUGGAUUUACCGGGAAAAUAAAAAGAUAUUCUGCAAGACGCCGUAUUUCCACCAUUCAAAAGAUGAAGAUAGGAAUGGACUAUUAACGUCUUCGAUACUUCCACCAAAACUGUCAUACAGGACAAAGAAAGAAAUUUGGCAAAAGCUCAUGAAUCUGGGUGUGCUAGGAACUCUAUCUUUUGAUGCGGCCAAUGAUGAAUACCUAGUACAGGCUUAUAAAUAUUUCUACUCUGAUAAUAAUAAUGAAAAGUCACAUAUGAAAGUGCCCGGCUCUGCAACAAAGAGUAAAUUUAGCAAAGACAUUAAGAAGACCAUGAAUGAAGCGGAUGACUCCUUACAAAGAGUGCACGAUGUAUUAGAUCAGUAUUAUCUGAACUCUGUUAGUGGGGAAAAUAUCAAUGUGGAUUCCAGUAUAGAUCCAGUCGAAAGACAUUCGGUGAGAUGGAGAGAUCAUGAUGACAUUCAUAGCGAAUCGGAACGAGCAAACGAAAGAGACGAAACUGAAGCAGAAGAAGAAGCAGAUCAAAUUGAGGAUGAAGAUGAAGAUGUAGAAGAAAACUCAAACGAUGAAGACGACGACGACGACGAUGAAGAUGAGGGUGAGGAAGAAGAUGAAGAUGCAGUUGAUAUAAGUGAAGAAGGUCAAGAGCGCGAUCUACAAACUACUUCUGCCAGAGACUCAAUCGGAAGCUCUGAUAGAUUAUCUAGAAGGGCACAUUCAUAUUCCGCAAAAGAUAAUGCCUCAAGAUUAUACCCAGCAUUGAACACUCAGAAAUAUAUGUCGAAGAAGAAAAAUAAUUCUACAACUCCCAAUGUUUACAAUCUUAUGGGAUACUUCUUGCCUACCCAAUGGAUGCACAAGGAGAAUAACAGUAUUUUAGUAUCCAGCGAUGGUAUCACUGAGUUGAGAGCGAAUCCAAACUGGCAACCAUUUAUCUCCAAUGACAGAGGUGAUAUAUUUGCUAGAAAUAGGUUGAGAAAUGCUCUUACCAGCUCUCAAAAAACAGAAUUUGUUACCACUUAUGCGGAUGAAAUAGUCUCGAAUAAAAAAGUUGCCAUAUUUUAUUAUGAGGUGCGGGUCCUUGAUGUAACAAGUUCUAAAAGUGCCCAUAAUAGUAAUAUUGUCGUCGGAUACAAAAUUGCGAAUGACUCCGAUGAUGAAAUAGAUCUAGAAAAAAUUGACGAGAAGGCAUUGCUUGAGCUGGUAAAGAAUUUUGGUGCAGGGGAUAAUAAUGAACUUGGUGGAUUGGCUGAUAUCGGUGGUACAUUAAUGGGUAGAGCUGACUCCACUGCAACUGAUCCAGCUCCGGGACUGGCAAAGAAAAAUACCUUAGAUGAAACUUUCGUUGGAUAUUGUGGUUUAUCGGGUAACAUCAGCAUUACAUCAAAAGAAAAGCCAUAUUCAAAGCCUUAUGGGAGGGAUGAUGUUAUUGGCUGUGGUAUAAACUACGUUAAUGGCUCUGUAUUUUUCACAAAGAAUGGUGUCUUUUUAGGUGAGGCUGUCUCGUCAUUAAUGAAUGUAAAUGCCAUACCAUACAUUGCUCUAAAGUCGGGAAAUUCUGUUCGUACCAACUUUGGCUUAUACGAAGAAUUUGUUUUCGAUAUAAAUCAAUAUCAAAAGAACUGGAAAAGGGUUGCUUAUAAGAAUAUAUUUAAAGCCUCCAUUACAUCGCAUCAAUUCCCCGACACUAAAAACACACUUAUUGAUGAAAGUCAAAUGGAAAUAGAUGAUGAUGCAGAUGAAAGCCAAUUAUCUUUGCUACAAAAAGGCCUCAUUCUGGGGAAGGAUAACAGGAUUUCAGAAAAUAUGGUUCUGAAACCAGAUGAUCUCUUACUAAACACCCUCAAUACACAAGAUGGAUCCAUGAUUUCUAAUCUAAAUGUAAUGAUAAAUGAUUAUCUGAUACACGAGGGACUCAUUGAUGUUGCCAAAGGAUUCUUAAAGGAUCUACAAAAAUUUUCAUUAACUAACCCAUACGAUAAUCAAAUUCAGAUAGAAGAGCGUGAGAUAAUAAAACAUAAUGAAUCUCAGAUUAUCAGGGAAGAAAAUGUUUUGAGAAUUAGACAGGAAUUGAGAAAAUUGAUCAACCAGAGAGAAAUAGAGAAAUGUAUAACGUUUCUGAAUGACAAAAUACCAGAUUUGUUAGGGAAUAACGUUGAACUUCAUUUUGAAUUGCGUGUGGUACAAUACUUGAUUCAACUAUCAAAUUCACCGAAAAUUGAUUCAAAUAUUCUAAUCGAAGCAGGGCAAAAUCUAUCACGUGAGUUUGUUUUUAAUAAUACAAUUCCACAAGAACUUAGAGAUAAAUUUCAAGACCAGCUAAGCAAUGUUUCGUCACUACUUGUAUAUGAAGAUCCUUUGACUGAAGCACCUGACGAGCUGUCAUACUAUUUUUCCCCCGAAUAUCUGCAGGACAGACUUUUCCAAUUAACAAACUCCACAAUCCUAAAGCAUAUGAAGAAAAGUAGUGAGUGUGCUCUUGACAAUAUAGUUAGCUACAGUAGAGCGAUGUCAUUAACUCUAUUAAACCUGAAUGCCAAGGGAAAGGCUACUGUGUAUGAGGACGAUGACGCCAAACUUGUUGAUACGGCCAGAUAUUAUAAACUAAUUAAUAUUGACGGGGAUCUCCUAAGUUUGUGA
Nakaseomyces glabratus is the source of this 2733-nucleotide messenger RNA. RefSeq names its product glucose-induced degradation complex subunit VID30 (gene VID30). The record is from RefSeq and is a predicted model, not a curated record. Lineage: Eukaryota; Fungi; Ascomycota; Saccharomycetes; Saccharomycetales; Saccharomycetaceae. Gene Ontology annotation, molecular function: protein binding.